AUGAAGCUCGACACACAUGCGAUACGGUACCUCACGGGUGAGGACUGGCGCGUCCUUACUGCCGUAGAAAUGGGCAGCAAGAACCAUGAAGUCGUCCCUACAACAUUGAUCGUGCAAAUAUCUGGCCUGAGAGGUGGGAGUGGGGUUAACAAGUGCAUAUCGAACCUGGCAAAGGUGGGACUCGUUGCGAGGGUUAAAAACGCAAAAUAUGAUGGCUACCGGCUGACGUACGGUGGAUUGGAUUACCUCGCGCUAAACACAUUCUCGAAGCGGAAGAGCGUUUAUUCUGUUGGUAAUCAAAUUGGUGUUGGGAAGGAGUCCGAUAUUUAUGUUGUUGCCGACGAGACGGGCGCUCGGAAAGUUCUCAAAAUUCACCGAUUGGGCAGGAUUUCCUUCCGCACCGUAAAGGCUAACCGUGACUACCUCCGUAACCGACAUAGUGGUAGUUGGAUGUACAUGUCGCGCCUGGCAGCGCUAAAAGAAUACGCGUUCAUGAAGAUCCUGCACGAGAACAACUUUCCGGUUCCGGUCCCACUAGACCAAGCUCGUCACUGCAUAGUAAUGACACUAAUCGAGGCUUUUCCCCUUCGUCAAAUCUCAACAUUAACAUCACCCUCAACGCUUUAUGCAAAGCUCAUGGAACUCAUUCUACGGUUUGCCUCUCAGGGACUUAUCCAUGGUGACUUUAACGAGUUCAACAUCCUUGUACACGAGGAUACGCAGGAACCCGUUAUCAUCGACUUCCCCCAGAUGGUCAGCGUGGACCAUGCUAAUGCCAAGGAAUAUUUCGAGAGGGAUGUCAAGUGUAUCAAGGACUUUUUCAAAAAGAGGUUCAGGUAUACCGCUGACGACGACGGGCCGUUUUGGGGUGAUGUUAGGAGGGUUGGGAAGUUGGAUGUGCUUGUUGAGGCGAGUGGGUUUUCGAAGAAGCAGGCCAAAGAGUUGGAGAAGUAUAUGAAGGAAGUAGCUCCGCUGACAGAUGAUAACGAAGCAGGGGAUGCUACAGAAGGCGGUGAGGGUACUGAGGACGAUGGCGAAGGCGAGGGUGGGGAAGAAGAGGAAGAAGGCGAUGGCGAAGAAGAGGAAUCGGAAAGGGCGAUUGAAGAAGCUAGGGAACCAAUGAUUGGUGAGGACGGGAAGGAACUGUUAGAUGCUCUGGGAAAUACUCGUAUAUCAUGAUUACAGCAACAUAACUUGGUGUUACGGGGUAAAAAUCCAAGCGGUGUUCACGAUUGUAUGGUACAGUACGAGUAGUUCUACCGGUGGUGCAUCACAGCUUAUUGGUGGGUGUGCAAAUAUAUCACAAUCUAGAAUUUUGGCGACUAGCAGCUUCCGCACCA
This is a messenger RNA of Tuber melanosporum (Perigord truffle), 1340 nucleotides long. RefSeq lists its product as uncharacterized. Bases 1 to 1179 code for a protein of 392 amino acids. Gene Ontology annotation, biological process: protein phosphorylation; maturation of SSU-rRNA. Gene Ontology annotation, cellular component: cytosol; preribosome, small subunit precursor; nucleus. NCBI's taxonomy places the organism in Eukaryota, Fungi, Ascomycota, Pezizomycetes, Pezizales, Tuberaceae. The transcript has 4 exons. The record is from RefSeq and is a predicted model, not a curated record. Gene Ontology annotation, molecular function: ATP binding; protein serine/threonine kinase activity.